This is a messenger RNA of Venustampulla echinocandica, 510 nucleotides long. RefSeq lists its product as uncharacterized. NCBI's taxonomy places the organism in Eukaryota, Fungi, Ascomycota, Leotiomycetes, Helotiales, Pleuroascaceae. Bases 1 to 510 code for a protein of 169 amino acids. The record is from RefSeq and is a predicted model, not a curated record. The transcript has a single exon.
AUGUCCUGGAGAUCCCAAAUCUUUCUGGCUUUGAUGAUACUCGGGGCCAGAACUGUUGCUCGGAGCAUGACACCCUCCACGCUUGGACGGGGCCCUUCCAAUCUUCAAAACGAUUUGGCUAAGUUUGAUGAUUGCGUCGAUAGCGUAGAUCCUCUACCCUCGGAUGCUUUGUCUCCUCUAGGCAUGCCGCCCUCAUAUCCGACCCCAGACCUCAUGAUGAGGGUUCAUAUCAGUAUGCCAUCCAUUCCCAAUAACUUGUCUCAUUCAGUCUCCGUUCCUCCACCGUUGAACCCACUGUGGGACUAUGUGUCUUCCAACAGUCAACUCCCGUCACCAGAUACUCAAGGCGUAACCCUAGCAAAACGGAAGGCCUCUCAGAGGUCGAUCUCUCCGCCCGCGUUUGCCACACCUUGCGAGUUAUUCAGGCUCGGAGGCGAUGAUGCUGGAGCAGCUUGUCUUUCCAGUCGCAAUACCCUGAAUAUGAGUUCCCUUGAUAGCUUCUCAUGGUAG